GCUCCAAAUAAGGAUAGUGUAAAGAAAAUGGCAAAUCCAUUCUCUUUCCUCUUCCUGUUUUGUUUUCUCUCUCCAGCCCUUGUUUACUCUUCAUCAAUUCAAGACCCUGAACUUGUUGUGCAAGAUGUGCACAGGAGCAUCAAUGCCUCUAGGAGAAACUUGGCUUAUCUCUCCUGUGCAACCGGCAACCCCAUCGACGAUUGCUGGCGGUGCGAUCCCAACUGGGAAAACAACCGGCAGCGUUUAGCCGACUGCGCCAUUGGCUUUGGAAAGAAUGCAAUCGGAGGAAAGAAUGGUCGAAUUUACGUGGUCACCGACUCCGGCGACGAUGACGCCGUGAACCCUAAGCCGGGCACUCUCCGUCAUGCUGUAAUACAAAAUGAACCUCUAUGGAUCAUCUUCAAACGAGACAUGGUCAUCCAGCUGAAACAAGAGCUUGUCAUGAACUCAUUCAAGACCAUUGAUGGUAGGGGUGCGAGUGUUCACAUAGCUGGUGGGCCAUGUAUUACCAUUCAUUAUAUAACUAACAUCAUCAUACAUGGCAUCCACAUACAUGAUUGUAAACAGGGAGGGAAUGCUAAUAUAAGAAACUCUCCUCAACAUUCUGGGUGGUGGACUCAAUCGGACGGUGAUGGGGUGUCCAUUUUUGGAGGAAAGCAUAUAUGGGUUGAUCAUUGUUCUUUGUCUAAUUGCCAUGAUGGACUCAUAGAUGCCAUACAUGGUUCCACAGCCAUCACCAUUUCUAACAACUACAUGACUCAUCACGACAAGGUCAUGCUCUUGGGACACAGUGAUUCAUACACUGAAGACAGCGACAUGCAAGUCACCAUUGCCUUCAACCAUUUUGGUGAAGGACUAGUGCAAAGGAUGCCUAGAUGUAGACAUGGGUAUUUUCAUGUGGUAAACAAUGACUAUACCCAUUGGGAAUUGUACGCCAUAGGAGGGAGCGCAGCCCCUACCAUCAACAGCCAAGGCAAUAGAUUUCUUGCACCCGACGUUAGAUUCAGGAAAGAGGUAACCAAACACGAGGAAGCACCGGAAAGUGAAUGGAGGAACUGGAACUGGAGGUCAGAGGGGGAUUUGAUGUUGAACGGCGCCUACUUCAGGCAGUCCGGGGCCGGUGCAUCGUCGACUUACGCCAGGGCUUCUAGCUUAAGUGCUAGACCAUCUUCGCUUGUUGGUUCAAUGACCACAACUGCUGGUGCACUGAACUGCAAGAGGGGCUCCAGAUGCUAAAACGUACGAAUUGCAAGUCCCAAUUAGGAAACUUAAUAAUUCCUAGUCUUCUCUUCUGUUGCUUUCAAAACCAUUGCCUAGUUGUUGAAAGUCUCGUCUGACUAAAGACAACAAGUGCAGUUAGUGUUGAUUAAUGAAAUUUAAGUGUUUUAUUCGUUU
Messenger RNA from Ilex paraguariensis (yerba mate), 1395 nucleotides. The record is from the annotation of a GenBank genome assembly. Lineage: Eukaryota; Viridiplantae; Streptophyta; Magnoliopsida; Aquifoliales; Aquifoliaceae.